CACGCAAGCGGCCGUUUAUAAAGCCCCGUGUUAUCCUCGUUCGAAUUCCGAACUACGUACGACGGACACUUUUCUCUGCAGCCUUCUGGUUCCUUCGCGCCUGAAAACAAUACUGUACCAGGAAUGAUUUAAAGGACUUCUGAAUUUAGGACCGUAGCAUGUGACAAUUUUUUGUAAAGUGCAGUGAAAGUUCGAAUCAAAAAUGGCUGCGGCCAUGAUAACAGACAGAGGACUUCGUAAAAAGUUGACGCAAGAAGCGAUCCCUGAAAAAACUCCACGGAAGCCAUCGAAACGCAAAUCCACAGCAAGCGGUUCAAGGAACGACAAGAAGAAUGAACAGAACAACAACAAACGACCGAAGAUCCAAACUGGAGACCCUAAAUUGGAUUUGUUUUCAACGUAUCAGCCUUGGGUGAUACAAACGUACGGUGAUUUGGCGAAAACAAAAACGAUUACAUUAAAGAAGUAUGCCAGAAUCCUGCGCACGCUGCGCGGGGAGGAGUGCAAUAGUUCUGACAGUUCCAAGUUUCGUUUUUGGGUAAAAGCGAAAGGUUUCCACAUAGGGAAGCCGCAAGGGUAUGACGCGAAAGCGGCAGAUGGUAUCGUGUGCAGAUACAGCGUCAUGGACGCUGAAGGAUGCCCGAGAGGCCCGGAUGGUCAGGAGAUCUAUAGUGGGUCGCAGAAUGAUCCGCCGCUGUACAUACCGACUCCUCCGUUGAAGAAUGCGCCCUCACAAGAUCCAGUCUACAGAAAGGUGGCGAUAGUUGAGAAUUUCUUCGACAUCAUUUACACAGUUCACGUCGAAUUAGAGGGACGGCCUGGAAAACACGCUGGUCAAAAACGAACCUACAGGACAAUAACGGAGACCUACGCAUUCUUGCCCCGUGAAGCGGUCACCAGAUUCCUGACAGGAUGUGCAGAGUGUGCCCGGCGCCCGCGCAGCGCAUCCCCUCCACCGUUACCUACCCCUUCUCCUUCCCCCACCAGGCAUCCAACUUACCUCUCUUUCUUACCUCAUUGCGCACCAGAUUACAGUCGAAAUUGGGAAUCAGAAAUCGAUGCAGCCCAUUCUAACUACCCUUACGAACCAAAAUACGACUACACAGAUUUACAACCGCUAAAAAAAGUUGAAAGCCCUAAAACAGCAGAUAAUGAGGAUCCAGAACCUACUUACAUAGAACUAACGUCUAAGAAAGUCAACGGGUUUGACGCAGACUUUAGUAGAAGUUCUCCUGUAGACCAAGCGUUCAGAGAAGACGAGCCGAGCAGAACUGAACUGGAAAUAGACAAGGAUGAAAAUAGUCUGAUAGAUGUUGAGGAUGUGAAAUGCGAUAGUCCACCGCCUCUGUUAUCACAUAAACCUAAAUUAGAGCUGAAGAUAAAACAGGAACCUAGUGGUGAAAGUACUGGGUUGACAGAAAAUUCAAGAGGUAGAGAGAAUAAGACUGAUGUUAGAGAAAGGAAGUACAAUCCGUUGGACGUUGCUAAUUUGACAUCGAAAGACCCGCCUAAAUCAAGAUCGCCUCCAAGGAAGAAAUUAUGGCCUACCAGUUUGGAGUAUACUAAUGGUUUUAGUAGAUUUCCCAAGCCUUGGAGACCUGAUGGUGGGGCGUAUUAUGGUGGUGAAGAGAUGGAUUACAGCGUUCCUAUAACAACGGCCUAUUUGAAGCAUAUGAGGAGUAUGGCGUACCAGGAACGCAUGGACAUGGAAAACAAGGACAAUUUAACUCCAGAGCCAUCAGAUAUGAAUGAUGAUGACAAUUUUUCUAGUCAGGCCUUCGCGAAAGACGCCGAGAAGUUGAAAAUGAUGUUGCUUGCAUGGAAUUACCACAGCCAGCCGCAAGGCCGCAACGGUGACAUAACAGAGAGCGGGGCAGACAGUAUGGCUGACCUUUGGGCCUCAUACCACAGUGCCCUGGGUCUUGGCAGCAAGCCCCCUAAGCCACCCACGCCAUUGGCCACUGGCCACUCGAGUCCUAUUCACAUUGGAUCGGCGACGCCUGUGGAGCCAGCUUCGACACAUGAUGAAACUUCUUCAUCUGAUAGGACGAAGGAUGAUGAUGACGGUGGCGCUUCUGAUGACGAUAGCGAUGAUAGGGUGGAUCCGCAACAUCAUGAUCCGGAGAGGCUUAAGGCUUUUAAUAUGUUCGUGCGUCUAUUCGUGGACGAGAAUUUAGACAGAAUAGUUCCUAUUUCGAAGCAGCCUAAAGAAAAGAUACAGGCGAUCAUAGAUUCCUGUACAAGGCAGUUCCCAGAAUUCGCUGAGCGGGCCAGAAAGAGGAUUAGGACAUAUUUGAAGAGCUGCAGAAGGAAUAAGAAAGUGCGUGGGGACGGUCCCACCACUGGGAACGGCGGGAGUACGUCGGGAUCAGGCAACGCUUGGGAUUCAGCGGUGCGGCCGACGCCGGCGCACCUCACAUCGGUGCAAGCGGAACACAUACUGGCGCAGGCCUGCGAGAACGAGAGCUUGAACGCUAAGCGCAUGCGACUCGGAUUGGAUCCUGUCAGCCAACCGAUGCCGACUGUGCCAACGCCUAUGUCAAUAGACACAACAGCUACUUCAGCCGUGGCCUCAUCAUUCCUAAGCCUAUACAGCGGAGCUAUCAGCAGCCCGGCUUCAACCCAAACUACAUCAUGCACCACUUCUUUGCCCACUGCUGGGCACAGCAAAGCAGCGGCUGAUACAACAAGGCCGUCAGCGAGCCCCACUAUGGAGAAUCCGCUGUUGAACAAUAACAGUUUGAAGAUUGAUAAUGCUAACGGAAAUGCUGGGAGCAAAACUGCUAGCCCUGCUUCAUCGCCAGCUCCUCUGUUUCGGCCAUCGUUCCCAAACACAUUCGGUACACCUCAGACAUUUGGAAGGCCAACAUCAAGCUCGAAUCCGGCUUCUUCGGCACUUUCAAGCAGUGCGUUACUCUCAACGCUCUCUGCUUUACCACCUACAGGUGUAAACGCAGCUAUGGCGGCGUACCAAAGUGCUCUGUUGUCGGCUAUGGCGGCUCACACACACACCUUCCCGACUGGCUUAUCAGCUCCCACAGAUCUGUCGCUAAAGAACACGUCGACACCUGCUCAACUCCACUCUACCCCCGCCACGUCGAGUUUACCCGCCGCGCCAUCUUCUCAAACCAAACCCUCUCUUCUCUCUCACAAACUUUCGGGAGCAGAAGUGGGCGCUGUGAGGCAACUCAUCACCGGAUACCGUGAAUCAGCCGCUUUCCUCCUCCGCUCAGCAGACGAAUUAGAAGCACUUCUCUUGAACCAAGCCUAGGAUUUACCCAAAUUGUCCUUAUCAGACAUUUUCGGAUUUAAAUUCGGAUAUUUCUAAAUUAUUCAAAAUUAACAACAGUGAGUGAUUAGAGCGGGCUACGCAAUGCCUCGGACAAAAUUACAGUUGCAUAAUGUUUUCGGAUUGAACAUUGCGGAUUCAGCGGAUGGCGGCGGUUUUAUUUGCAUAGACGAUGUUGUGGUUUGUUUAAAAUGUUGUUGUGCAAAAAUUAAAAAUAUUUGUCGAUUAAGUGUUUGCAAAUUGAAAAUAGUUUCACUUAAUGUUUAACAUUUCUUGCUACAAAAUAACCUUAUAUCAUCAUUGAUCUAUUUCGCAUUAAUACAAUAGAUAGAUAGUUCUCAAUAGUCCGAUAUGCGUUUGAUGUUUAACUACUACAGUAAUAAUAGCACUUUCUGUUUUAAAUAGUCUUAAUACACUACUUAUGUAACUAUAGCCUUCAAAAGGUGUGUUUUAUGACUUUUGGGGUAAUAAAUAAGGAUAAACAAAGGAACCUUGAUUCUGAUUCGAGACUUGGUAAUUCUGCUCCUAAAUGUUAAAAGUAUGGUGCUUGUUUAUGCAUUAGCAGUAUUACCAAAUCAUCGAACUUAUUUCUUGUCCACGCCAUAUACUAUAAAGUAUCGUAGUAGAACGAGUCGUUUCUCUCGUAUGUCCAAUAUAGUAUAUUUCGGCAAUCGUACAAAGCUGCCAUAAUAUUGUAAAAAUACGUGUUGCCAUUCAAAAUUCGUUGAAAGAGUACAAAAUUAUUUUUGUGUACAAUUAGAAUAAGCGAAAAAAUCAGGGAGUUUUUAGUGUAUAAGUUAAAAAUUCAAUUUCUUGCCUGGUGCGACUUUAGAUUAGUGAUAUAAUAAACAUUGCUUGAUGGGGAAGGCAGAGUGUAGGUUUAUCUUCGUUUUAAAAAUUUUGGUGGAGAAAUACACUAUUCUUUAAGAGAUACGAUGUGACACAGUCUAACUAGAUUCUAAAGUGGCAUUUUAGAGUAAGAGGCACGAAUUUAUUUGUUGUUUUGUAAAAUAAUGCUGUAGUAGUACUUAUAUUAAUAUAUUUCUCAUUUACAUAUAUGUACUUAUUUUAAAAGACCUAUUUCUAUGAAGACGAGUGAUUAUGUUGGAUCCGUUCCAUUUUUUCUCUAGUAACUUUAAUAAUUAGUUAUACUUUUUUUUUAUAUUCAUAUAGAAUAAUUUCAGCUUUGCUCAGUACAAUAAAUGUUUCAUGUUCGUAUGUAUAUCUAUUUGUUACCAUAGAUUUUAUGGCCAAGUACUGUAGGUAGGUUGUAAUGUUAGUUACUGCUUAUUGUGUACAAAUAAGAUUCAAUUUAUUGUGAAAAACAUAAACCUUGACAUCUAUCACGAACUCAAACUUACAGCAUUUGUUUCAAUAUAAUCUGUUACAUUUUUAUUUUUUUCUUGUUAAAUGUUAGUUUAUUUUUAGUUAAGUGUGUCGGCCAGUGUUAGUCGAGAUUUUUCGCAACUACAUUAGUUUCAUACUAAUAAGUUUUUACAUACUUACAUAAAUAGAAUAAGUAAUUGACAUAAACGCUUAUUAUGUUGCUACUUACUUUUACUGCUCUAAGUAGUUUGAUCACUGUAGAUGUGCCAGAAUUUUGUGUAUCCAAUGACUUAUUGCUUUAAGUUUAAUCGACCAAUGAGCGGUCACUAUUUUAAACGACACGGGUGUUCUACAAUGGUCAAAAUAUUUUUGAGACUUCAAUUUAAUGUAUAAUAGUUUGAGAAGUUUGCCAGUUUUUCUCAAUAGUAUAGCUUACAUGCCAGUUUCAAUUUUAAAUUAAAAUUGUAAAUUCACUUUUGAAUAUUAAAAUUGCCAAAGAAUCGAAUUGAUUUGUGUAUGUAUGUGGAAUUGCUGAUUAAGUAUUUAUCUUACGGUUAAAUUUUUAAUUUAGUUUAGCAUAGUUUAUUUGAGAAGUCAUUCCAAUAUUUUUCUAAAAUGUCAUCGGUGCGAUAGGAAAUGAUUAGUCGAUGUAUAUGGAACAUGUAAAAAGUAUGUUUAGAAUAUUUAAAAAAAGUUGAUUAGAAUAUGAGAAAGUUGAUGUUGGGAUAACGAGAAAAAAAAACGAAAAUGGUGGGAAUACGUUGAGAAAAUGAAUUUGUUAGACAUUAAAAUAUAUUAUUAUUAUAGAUGUAUAAAUGGUUUACAAUUAUUUAUUAGUUUGAGAGAAAUACAAAAAAUUGAGAAAAAUACAAAAUGGCGAUUGUUACUAUUAACGA
Amyelois transitella is the source of this 5511-nucleotide messenger RNA. Its product is annotated as nucleolar protein 4. Bases 203 to 3271 code for a protein of 1022 amino acids. The transcript has 15 exons. The record is from RefSeq and is a predicted model, not a curated record. NCBI's taxonomy places the organism in Eukaryota, Metazoa, Arthropoda, Insecta, Lepidoptera, Pyralidae.